AUGUCCACCGGCUCGGUGAGCGACCCCGAGGAGCUGGAGCUGCGGGGGCUGCCCCGGGGGUACUCAGUCUCCGCCUCCGCGCGGCCGCCCCUGCACGGCGCCGAGCGCGGCUACGCCUCGCCCAGUGACAACUCGUCGGGCGAGGAGGAGGACCCCGACGGCGAGGAGGAGCGCUGUGCGCUGGGCGCGGCCGGGGCCCCGGGCGGCAGCAAGAGGAAGCGGCCCCGCGCGGCCCGGGGCAGCGGCGCGGGCGGCGGGAGCGGCGGCCCCGGCAGCGGCUGCAAGAAGCCCCUUCCGCCCAAGAGCUCGGCCGCCGAGUGCAAGCAGUCUCAGCGCAACGCCGCCAACGCCCGCGAGCGCGCCCGCAUGCGCGUGCUCAGCAAAGCCUUCUCCCGCCUCAAGACCAGCCUGCCCUGGGUGCCCCCCGACACCAAGCUCUCCAAGCUGGACACGCUGCGCCUGGCGUCCAGCUACAUCGCGCACCUCCGUCAGUUGCUGCAGGAGGACCGCUACGAGAAUGGCUACGUGCACCCGGUGAACCUGACCUGGCCGUUCGUGGUCUCAGGACGCCCCGACUCUGACACCAAAGAAGUUUCUACAGCCAACAGACUAUGUGGCACUACCGCUUAG
Molecule: messenger RNA, 630 nt
Organism: Elephantulus edwardii (Cape elephant shrew)
Lineage: Eukaryota; Metazoa; Chordata; Mammalia; Macroscelidea; Macroscelididae
Gene: MSC
Product: musculin
Exons: 2
Coding region: 1-630 (209 amino acids)
Biological process (GO): skeletal muscle tissue development; regulation of transcription by RNA polymerase II
Molecular function (GO): RNA polymerase II transcription regulatory region sequence-specific DNA binding; DNA-binding transcription factor activity, RNA polymerase II-specific; protein dimerization activity
Source: RefSeq, a predicted model, not a curated record